Messenger RNA from Pleurotus ostreatus (oyster mushroom), 1290 nucleotides. RefSeq lists its product as uncharacterized. The transcript has a single exon. NCBI's taxonomy places the organism in Eukaryota, Fungi, Basidiomycota, Agaricomycetes, Agaricales, Pleurotaceae. Bases 1 to 1290 code for a protein of 429 amino acids. The record is from RefSeq and is a predicted model, not a curated record.
AUGGGACAACACAACUCAGCCGUGAAGCAGAGACUACUGCGACUGAAAAUUCCUGCCUCAAAGCCGAUAUCCCUUCACCCCGUGAAGUCCAAUCCCCAUCCGAUCAAGCAACAUCCCAACCAAACCCUCCCCAUCGAACUCAUUGAAGCUAUCGUAUCAAUUGUCGCGGACUUUGACGAUGGCUCCGCAGAGGCGCUACAAUCCAUGGCUCUUGUCUCCCAUACUUGGCUGCACCUUUGUCGUCGCUUGUUAUAUCACACUGUCCAUGUUGACAGUCGAAGGAAUUCUACGAGGAUCAUGUCAUGCGCGUCCUUCACACGUAUCUUUUCCGAGUACGCUCAUCUAGGCUCCUACGUCGCCGACGUAUCUUUCAUUGCUGAACCGUACAUGUGGACCGGCCAAGUUGCUUCAUGCAUGAUGCAGUUUGGCUUUCUCCGCAGUCUGCACCUGCGCUGCUACAUGGACGAGUACGACACACGGCGCGGGAACUUAAACGUAUUUGCGGUUUCUCUGCCUCACAUGUUAGCGCUACCCACGUUCACAACUCUGGAUCUUGUGGGGUGUACCCACGCGAGCUUGUGCCAAACCCUCCUUUCAGCUCUUGCUGAGACCACACAAACUACGAGUCUUUCCUCUCUUUCGCUGAAAGAGAUAUUACCAGAUGUGCCCAUCGUGGCACCAACGUCGCGAAGUCUAUGUAUGGGCCGGCUCCGUAGCCUGGAAGUGGAUGAUAAUGGCAUCCUCGAGAGGCUUGGUAUUCGUCCGCCUUUUCUACAUCAUUUUUCGACGGUGUAUAAAGAAGGUGUUCUUCUCCCGGUCCACUGUCCUCUGGGAAUCUCGAGCCUCAGCAUCCAAAUAUCGCAUCGCGUCAAUUUUACCGCUCAUUUCCCUCGUCUACCAGACCUUCCCCAACUUCGGAUUCUGACCUUCAUGUCUUCGUGGCGGGCGUAUAAUCUCGAUCUUCCUUGGAUCUACGAAUCUAUUCAAAGGCUUGGAUUCCCCAAGCACCUUCGGCGGUUACAACUACAACUUUGCGAUGGUUAUUCUUUUCGUACACUCCAGCCAGUACCGUGUCGUGAACUUGAUGCUCUUCUCGCCCAACUAUAUCGUGACGGGUUGCUGGAGGAAGUUGAUUUAUCCCUGGUUGUCUACAAAAUGGAAGUUGUGCCAGGUCAAGAUUCUAUCAAGGCUUGUGUAGAAGCUACAUGGCCGAUGCUCAUGCAGAUGCAGAUCCUAACAGUCUCUGUCACCAUCGCAGAAUGCAAUGAUUACUUCCUCGCUUAUAUGUGA